AUGGCAUCUGCAGACGGCGGCGCAUACAGUUUCUCCCUUACCACGUUCUCGCCGAGCGGAAAGCUUGUGCAGAUCGAGCAUGCUCUUGCAGCCGUAUCCGCAGGCACGACAAGUCUGGGAAUCAAGGCAACAAACGGCAUCGUGAUUGCUACAGAGAAGAAGUCCUCCUCCAUCCUCAUCGACGACUCUAUGUUGGAGAAGGUUGCCGUGAUCUGUCCGAACAUCGGUCUUGUAUACUCCGGGAUGGGUCCCGACUUUCGCAUACUCGUCGGCAAGGCACGGAAGAGUGCACAGGCUUACUGGAAGAUAUACGGUGAAUAUCCGCCCACUCUGGCUUUGACGCAGGAGAUCGCGACCGUAAUGCAGGAGGCCACUCAGUCCGGUGGUGUCAGGCCAUAUGGCGUUUCAUUACUUGUCUGCGGUUGGGAUGCGACACGGGGACCGAUGCUGUAUCAGGUGGACCCUUCCGGGUCGUUCUGGGCCUGGAAGGCGAGCGCUAUCGGCAAGAAUAUGGUCAAUGCGAAGACAUUCUUGGAGAAACGCUACAACGACGAUAUUGGCCUCGAGGAUGCGAUCCACACCGCACUCCUAACCUUGAAGGAAGGAUUUGAAGGGCAGAUGACCGAGAAGACUAUAGAGAUCGGCGUAGUCACCGUGCCUACAGCUGCUGAACUCGAGGCUGUUGACAGAGGAGGAGGUACGGGACUACCUCGCGCUUUGAUAUUUCCUCUGUCUUAG
Messenger RNA from Peniophora sp. CBMAI 1063, 738 nucleotides. NCBI's taxonomy places the organism in Eukaryota, Fungi, Basidiomycota, Agaricomycetes, Russulales, Peniophoraceae. The record is from the annotation of a GenBank genome assembly.